Guillardia theta CCMP2712 is the source of this 1930-nucleotide messenger RNA. RefSeq lists its product as hypothetical. The coding region runs from base 175 to 1344 and encodes 389 amino acids. The transcript has 9 exons. The record is from RefSeq and is a predicted model, not a curated record. Gene Ontology annotation, molecular function: oxidoreductase activity, acting on a sulfur group of donors, disulfide as acceptor. Lineage: Eukaryota; Cryptophyceae; Pyrenomonadales; Geminigeraceae.
AGCAAUGUCGGGGUACGAUAGUGCGUCCUGGCGUGUCUGAGCGAGGCAGGAGGAAGACGAUGAUGGAACCCAUAGUGAUCUGACGAGGAGGAGAGGGCGAACAAGGAUACAGCUGCAGGGACUGGCAUUGUUGAAAAAAAGCAAGGACCUUGUGAGGGAUAUUCGACAGGUCCGAUGACCAAUAGCUGCAGUGCGGUGAUGAGGAGGAGAGCGAGCAGGCAUGAUGGAGGAUGCUUUCAUCUUCAUGUCACAGCGAGAUCUUGCAAGCUCUUUCUCCUCCUUGCAAGCUUGUUGCCGGCUCUAGCACGUCACAAUCUGCGAAUAGAGCGGUCGCAAGAAAAAGCAAAGCUGUCCCUUUCGCCGACGAACAGUGAAGGGCCUCAGCACAAGAGCAUCGUAAUGAGGGUCUUGCCGCUGCUUGCAGCUCAGGGCAGCUUCAUGGGGACCGGCCUAUCCAACGCAUGGCUGACAUCUUCGGAUAGAGUUGAGGUCAAGGUGUUCGCGUCGAUGAGCGACAGAAACACCAAAGAGGCGUUCACAAAAUCCAUCGGGCACGUCGUGCAGGCGCUUCAGGGCUCGAGCGUCAUGAAUUUACACAUCGUCCCCUGGGGGGCAAGCACUGCGCUAUCACAAGAUGGGACUCCUCUCAACCUGACCAGCUUGCGAAGCCAAGAUCCUUCUUUGCUCGUGUUCGAAUGUGGACCGCAGCCCUCUGACUCUUGCCGGAGCAACCUGUGGCACGGUUGUCUGCAGAAAAGAUAUCCCGAUGUCAAGAAGUUCUUUCCAGUCUCGCUCUGCAUCAUUGCCAAGGCGUGCCUGAGUGAUGAGCGGCCGCCGGACCAGUGCUUUGGUCCAGUAGACGAUGUCGCAGCAUCUUGUGUAGGGGACUUUGGAGAUGGACUGAACGUUACGGAACUGCAACGAUGCGUUAACGGCACUGAAGGUGCUUCCGUCCUUCUGCAGAGUGCGGCCGAGACAAGCGAGUUGGAUCCCAGCCCACAGUUCUUUCCAUGGAUCACGAUCAACGGAGUGCCUCUCGCUGAGAUGGGGGGCAAGGGGAGCGAGGAGAUUCGAAACCUUGGCAGAGACGUCUGCGAGACUUACUCCAAGGACUCGUGGAAGAUGGUUGAUGCCUGCAAAGGCUUCUGGGAGUCCUCUAAGAUGGACACAGCCGAGGAUGGAGGGCCUACUCCCUCAGUCUUUGACGGUCGUGCGAAGUCGCCGGAGAACAGCGGAGCUUGGAUCUUGUUUCUCUUCAUUAACUGCUUCAUCGGCUUCAUCAGUUACAUCUUCUGCAUACCUGUUGAGCGGCCAAUUUCGAGCAGCGAAGCUAAUUUAGGUUAACCAAGCACGUUUUCUCACUGUCAAAUCAAUUGCCCAAUGUAAAGUUCCCUUGUAAACCACACGUUACAACUGUAAGCUUUGAAGCACUUGUCCGCUGUUGAUGAACAUCAUCGAUGCAAUCCGAGAGGGUAAUGGCUCCAAUACAUUUAUUGAGCACAGAUGGAGAGAAUUUAAAAAACAAUCGAUAUCAGUUAUUUAAGACAUUUGAUCCACUUCAUUCUGUCGAUUAAAGUAGUACAGAAACAAACCAAAAGCAACAGAGACGGAAACUUAAUGCAAAAGGAAGAUCGAUGGCAAGAAACAAAACUCAGCGACAACGCUAUCAGCUGCUAGGAGUACUUCACACAACAACAUGGAGAUCAACCACAAUGCCUUUCCCUUCAGUUUCCCAUAGCAACUCUGGACAACAAGAGAAUGAGGAGAUCGUAUCCAGAAAGAGCAAACAAGGGUAUCAAGGUAAACAGCAGUAGUCAAACAGGGACACCAAGAGAAGUAAGAGACAACACCAUGUUUACCAACGGCAUUGACAGUAACCAACCUAUGUCGUCUACCUAGUUACCUCACAGCCAUGGCUCGAACGGUUAUC